Molecule: messenger RNA, 696 nt
Organism: Prunus avium (sweet cherry)
Lineage: Eukaryota; Viridiplantae; Streptophyta; Magnoliopsida; Rosales; Rosaceae
Product: Myb domain protein
Source: RefSeq, a predicted model, not a curated record
AUUUGGGCGUGAGAGGGAGCAAACUGGAGGAACAGCACACACCAGAUCAGGAUCAAUUCAGAAGGAAGAGGAGCAUGUCAGCGAUACAGAGAGCGAUCCGGAGGUUCCACGCUACCGUGAAUGCUCCAAGGCUCACCAGAUUGUCUCUCCAUGCGCCUGGAUGUGUAGAGGUAGAGUUUGGAAAUGGUAGUGUGUUCAAUUUGUCAGCUGAAUUCUUAAGAAUACACAGUCCAGCUGUUGAUGCCAAGGUUAGGUCAAUUGCUGGUGAAAAGGUGAUAUCUGGACGGCGUCACGUUGGGAUUAUGUCUGCAGAACCUGUAGGAAACUAUGGGGUAAGGAUUGUCUUCGAUGACUUGCAUAACACCGGCAUCUAUUCGUGGGAUUACUUAUAUCAUCUGGGCAGCAACAAAUUCAGCCUCAUGAGAAAUUACAUCAAAACACUCAACAAGUAUGGACUCAGGCGGGAUCCGCCUAGAAGAAAAUGAGUGAUUCAGGCAUUGCUCCAUUUCACUUGACCGUCCGCUAAUCAACCUUUGCAGUCUUCAUCUUCAUUUCUUAGACCAAAAGCUUAGGGAGCCAAAUUCAACAUCUUUGCCAUUUGUUGUUUGUUUGCACCAUAAGCUAUCUUAUCUUGCGACUGUAACGUACAUUUAAACCAGUUGGUCGGCUAUACAUCCAAUCCUUGUGCUGAUUGAA